GACCUUUUCUGGAAUGUCCUAGUCCUGCUCACCCCUACCGCUCUCGUCCUUGCUGUCGACAAACGAAGGAAUCCAGCUCUGUACCAAGACUCGACCGCAUCUCCAUUGAACAGCGACAACCAUACCUUCAAAACUGAAGCAAUGAGGAGAAUCUUUGGUCUUGGUUCUGCCUCGGCUACCAUACUUCCUGGCGCAAACUCUCUGAGAAGAGCCAGCUGGCUCGGCGGUCUCAGCUCCACAUCUGAUGCUCCGCCAGGCCUUGGAAACUGGGACAACUCUUGCUAUCAGAACAGUGUCCUGCAGGGGCUGUCUGCUUUCCAGUCUCUGACCACCUACUUGGAACAGUCAAACGCAACUAGGUCUGAGGAUGCCUCAACAACCGUGGGCUCAUUACGCGACCUCAUGGCAAAACUGAACGAUUCUUCCAACAAUGGCUGCCGAAUCUGGACUCCGGCCAAGUUGAAGUCUAUGAGCAGCUGGCAGCAGCAGGAUGCUCAAGAAUACUUCUCAAAGAUUAUGGAUGACAUGGAGAAAGAGACGACCAAAGCUCUGAAGACCGCACCAGGCACAGCGGGACUUCAAGAAGUAGGCUUGCUAGACAUCGUCAAGGCAUCCGGUUCUGUCAACCAGAACACGGCCGCACAACGACGCAAUCCCCUAGACGGCUUCCUUGCACAACGAGUCGCAUGCACCAGCUGUGGCUUCUCUGAAGGUCUCUCUAUGAUUCCGUUCAACUGUGUUACGGUACCGCUUGGCAGAAAUUACAGUUACAAGAUCGAGGACUGUUUGAACGAGUAUACAAGCCUGGAAGAGAUUACUGGUGUGGAAUGCGCCAGGUGUACGUUGUUGCGUACGAAGUCACAGCUCGAACAAAUGACGACCGAAUCCGAUCAUUCUAAUGAGCAAUCUGGUUCUUCCUCGGCCUCUCUGCCUCCACAACUUCGCGAAAUGGCCCUGCAAAGGUUGCAGGCAGUAAAGCAAGCGCUCGCGGAUGGAGACGUUUCCGACGACACACUCAACAAGAAGUGCCAAAUCUCCAAGAAAUCUCGAGUAUCUAGCACCAAAACUCGCCAAGCUGUAGUCGCCAGAGCGCCGCAGUGUUUGGUGGUACAUGUGAAUCGCAGCGUUUUCGACGAGUACACAGGUGCUCAAAGCAAAAAUCUGGCCGAAGUCACAUAUCCCAAGAUGCUCAAUAUAGGCCCGUGGUGCUUAGGCACUACCAAGAAUGCUGCCCAGUAUGUCCUUCGAGCUGCUGUCGCUCACUAUGGUCGCCAUGAAAACGGCCACUACAUCUGCUAUCGUGAGCAUCCGGAACACAUAAAGGAUGCCGAUAAGGACACCCUAUCAAAGCAAACACCUACAAAGUGGUGGAGACUCAGUGAUGAUGAUGUGUCUGCCGUCAGUGAAGAUCAUGUUCUCGGACAAGGUGGUGUUUUCAUGCUUUUCUAUGAACGUUUG
This is a messenger RNA of Aureobasidium namibiae CBS 147.97, 1458 nucleotides long. RefSeq names its product cysteine proteinase. The record is from RefSeq and is a predicted model, not a curated record. Gene Ontology annotation, cellular component: nucleus; cytosol. NCBI's taxonomy places the organism in Eukaryota, Fungi, Ascomycota, Dothideomycetes, Dothideales, Saccotheciaceae. The transcript has 2 exons. The annotation marks the transcript as partial. Gene Ontology annotation, molecular function: cysteine-type endopeptidase activity; cysteine-type deubiquitinase activity. Gene Ontology annotation, biological process: protein deubiquitination.